This is a messenger RNA of Topomyia yanbarensis, 1558 nucleotides long. RefSeq lists its product as uncharacterized. NCBI's taxonomy places the organism in Eukaryota, Metazoa, Arthropoda, Insecta, Diptera, Culicidae. The record is from RefSeq and is a predicted model, not a curated record. Bases 62 to 1447 code for a protein of 461 amino acids. The transcript is spliced from 2 exons.
CGCGAACCAGUAAGGACGUUGUACAAUUGCAAUUGUUUGGCCCAAUAAUUUGAGCUAGAAGAUGAAUAAAUUUCUUACGAACCUGCUUGUUGCACUGAUAUUGCUGGUGAACUUGACACUAGCGCUGCCUCCCAAAAAUGUACCGAAUGCGCACAAUCGAACGAAACGUAGUUUUUUAUCCUCAUUCUUCUGGAGAACUACAACUGAUCUACCAGCGACCGAAACAAACAACAUCAUAGAGUCGAUUGAAAAUCCGCAAACAAUCUAUGCCAUACCUAAACCAGCCAACUCAAAUAUUCCUCCAUCAUUUGCACCUGUCUUACCUGUACAAUAUUUUAUUUCUCCUACCGGGCAGCAUUUCAUUGCUGUGAAGCCUGUUAGCAUUUCGGGAGCAAACUGGUUGACGGAUAAUUUGAUUGAGAAACCCAAAUCACAGACACCGUCGGAUAAGCCAUUGGACCUAAGUCCUAACGAGGUUUCCGAACUGAAUCAACUGGCGCGAAUGAUUGGAGUGAAAGACCACCACGAUUUGCCUCCACUAGAAGAUGUCAUGACAUUGCUGGGGACAACAUCGAAAAGCGAAACUAUUAAAGCAAUUCGGGAUUACGCAUCCACUCCAGGUGGAUUGGAGUUGAUUAAAGACUAUGUUAUGAGCUAUCAGCCUAUUAGAAGGAUGGACUUUGGUGAAAAAGAACAGUCGAAUAACGCCAUAAAUACAGAUUUAUAUGAAGGUAAAGCCAUGAAUACGAACACGUACCCUCCAAUCGGUUAUGUACAAAUAAAUAAAGAACAACUUAACGAUCAGUCCAACACCACAACACCUGCCCCAAGCACAGGAUUUUUCGCUGGCCUCCGUUCGUUUUUCACGUUUGGUUCGUCUACCGACGAAAUCAAAGACAGUGAAGAACCAUCCAAACCUUCGUACACCGCUGCACCUACUGGUUACAUACCUACAAUCGGGUCGAACUAUAUUCCGCACUUUAUCAUCCCACUGCAGCCGCUGGUAGGCCACGAGCAUUAUCAAAACUUCGUACAGCCAGACUUUCAAGGAUACCCGGUUGUUCCCGCCAUUCAGGAUAUGAAUCCGUUCGUGCUGAAGCCAUACACCCCGCAAUAUGUGAGCAGUACCACAUCUCCACUAGAACCGAAAGAUUCGCAACGUAACGAAGCGCACAUUUAUCUCGAGGACGCACAUAAGCAGGAUAUGCAAGCUAAAUCCAGCAUCGUUGAGCAACAUCCUGUCCGAGCUUCACAGCCAGCGGAAUCAACUGGCCAAACCCAUAAGGGCAGGCUGGAUGAAGCAGAUUUAUUAAUUGCUGUGCCGCCAUCCAUACAGGAUCGUUCCGACACAGGCAGCACUGAAAGUACUACCACAAACACUGCGACAGAGAGUGCAACGACGGUUGCACUAAUAGAGGUCACAACACCGAUUGUAAAGGACAAUUAAAUCGCAUUGUGUCAAGACUGUAGCAUUUAUAUGUACAAUCUUAAACAUUCGCAAUAAUAUUUAGUCCAAUUUAUUCUGAAUGAAUUGUUAUGAUAAUUCCUUUCUUAUUUA